AUGGAAUACGUCUCGACAACCAAGUUCGGGAAUGCCGAUGUACUUUCCCGACUCAUCAACCACCAUGUCAAGCCAGACGAAGACUUCAUCGUAGCCUGUACCACCCUGGAAGAAGACUUGAGGUCAGUAGCGGUCAGUAUCGUCAAACAUUUACCUCUUAGUUUCAGCAUGAUCAAGGAUGCUACCAAGUCCGAUUCAAUUCUUCGGAAGGUGUACCGUUUCAUCCAUGACGGCUGGCCAGGUUCCAAGCUAGAUGCGCACGAUUGGGAGCUGCGACGAUUUUACGAUCGUCAAGAAGGGUUGUCGAUCGUCCAUGGCUGCAUUAUGUUCGGGGCCAGGAUCGUGAUCCCCGAGCUCUAUCGGAAGAGGUGCUUGAUUCAACUCCACAAGGGCCAUCCGGGAGUGCAACGAAUGAAAGCAGUCGCACGCAGCUAUGUGUACUGGCCAGGAUUGGAUGAGACGAUAGUCAGUUUCGUUAGGGCAUGUCGUCACUGUGCGUCCGCUGCACGGUCCCCGCCUAAAGCAACACCAGAAUCUUGGCCGUCAACUACUGGUCCAAGCAAAUGGCCGGAAAUCUUGGCAACUUGGCGAAUCACGACGGUAGCAACCAUCAACCUAUUUCGUUCGGUCUUCGCCAACAAGGGAAUGCCUGAGCUCCUCGUCACAGACAACGGAACACAGUUCAAAAGUACAGAGUUCAGCCAGUUUUGUAACGAGAACGGCAUUCAGCAUCUUACUACGGCCCUUUUUCAUCCGCAGUCAAACGGCCAGGCCGAAAGGUAUGUUGAUACAUUCAAACGAGCGGUCAAAAAGAUUAAAGAGGGAGAGAACACAAUCAACCAAGAAACGUUGGACAUAUUUCUAAUCACCUAUCGAGCUACGCCCAACCCAAAUGUACCAGACGGGAAAACACCGGCCGAAGCGAUGUACAAUCGGUCAUUACGUACUUCCCUAGACCUACUUCGAGCGCCUUGCAGUCCUGUAUCAACAGCUAGUCAAACCAACACUAGUCAACCGAGGUCAUUCUAA
Messenger RNA from Topomyia yanbarensis, 1029 nucleotides. RefSeq lists its product as uncharacterized. Gene Ontology annotation, molecular function: nucleic acid binding. Gene Ontology annotation, biological process: DNA integration. The transcript is spliced from 2 exons. Lineage: Eukaryota; Metazoa; Arthropoda; Insecta; Diptera; Culicidae. The record is from RefSeq and is a predicted model, not a curated record. Bases 1 to 1029 code for a protein of 342 amino acids.